Marasmius oreades (fairy-ring Marasmius) is the source of this 3480-nucleotide messenger RNA. RefSeq lists its product as uncharacterized. The transcript is spliced from 7 exons. The coding region runs from base 130 to 3309 and encodes 1059 amino acids. The record is from RefSeq and is a predicted model, not a curated record. Lineage: Eukaryota; Fungi; Basidiomycota; Agaricomycetes; Agaricales; Marasmiaceae. Gene Ontology annotation, molecular function: metal ion binding; 5'-3' RNA helicase activity; RNA binding.
AAAACGCCUCAACCGCGUUCGACCCAAAACCGCAGCUACUUCGUACCCUCCACCACGAUUCGCUCGUUCUUUCUUUCCUUCUUCCUACUUCCACUCUUUCUCUCUUUUUGUAUCUCUAGAAUUACUUUCAUGCCAGGUUUACUCCUGAACCCCCGUUUCUGCUCCGAGUUCCUCGAAGGAAACUGUCGACAUGGCGAAGGUUGUCGGCACAGGCAUGACAUACGACGCUGCGAAUGCGGAUUAAUCCUUCCUUCCUCGGAUUAUGCCAGUCAUUCGGGUGGGAAAAGACAUAAAGAGGCGAUUGCUGGGAGAGCUUUGCGUCCUCGACGAAGACCCCCUAGUCGGGUUCCAAGGCAGAAUGGAAACAGCUCAUCCUCAAGCUACUAUUACGACAAAUCAGACCUGGACGCACGACCUGAACAAGGUCAUUUUAGUGGCUCAGCGAGUGUUCCUCGUUGUCCGAAAUGUAGCAGGUUUAUUUCGGCGGAGCUUUAUCAAGAUCAUGUCAAGUCUCAUGAUACUCAGUCGGAACUUGAAACUGCUAGAAAAACAGUCGAGGCCAACAAGAAUGGGAUCACGAUCUCUGGGCUCGAUGGGGUUGAUUUCGGUAUUGUCGCUGGGCCGGAGGAGGAGGGUAGUGAAGAGGAACAGGAGUCGGUGGUGGUGUCAUUGGAGAUGACACGCGAAUGCGAGUUACCUGCGUCGCCCUUGAAGCUCGUGAAGUGUAGGCUUCUAUCUUCAGUCAGGGGAGACGAAGUUGGGAAUCGUUUUUCAGCCAACUUGAUCGGCUCUCCAUUCAUCAAUCCACCUCGUACGAGAAUCCUGAACGUUACAUUCCACCCAUCUUAUGCUGGACGUUACGAAGACACGUUAGAACUCGUUUUUUUCGAUAUUUCUUCUCGCACUCGUUUUGUCAUUCAGCGUCGACUCAGUGCUACCGUCGGUGAUCGUGUUGACCAUGAAGCGAUUCUAGCUUCAGUAACGCCGUAUCGUCGACGAAAACGCGGCAUACCUCUCCGACUUGAUGGCCCCGUCAAGACAAGCACAAGACCAUCUACCUGGACCAGGACAGAAUGGAAAUCAUUCUUGCCCAAGUUCGAUGUGCCGAAAACACUCACCGAUGUUUUGUACAAGAGCGGUGGGGUUCCACGGUCGAAGAAAGAGACGUUCGAAACAUUAAAGACAUUUAUCUCCCCCACGUUCAACACUAAAACGUAUGGGGCAAGAUUCCAGUUGAUGCUUCACCUUGAAGAAGAACAGAUGAAAUUUGAAUUGGAUGCAUACGCCAUGGAAGGCGUCACUCUCCAACCCAACCAUCCUCGAUAUAAGCUCGAGGUCAAAGGUCUUUCCGAAGGCCGCCCCUCGGUUCUAGUCGGAGAUUUUAUACUCGUACGACAACAACACGCGACGGACAAAACCUGGUUCGAAGGUCGCGUUCAUCAAGUACACGAAUCUCACGUUAGUCUCCGCUUCGGAGACGACUUCAAUACCUACCGUGGCACAUCCUUUGAUAUCCAGUUUGUUUUGAAUCGUCUAUCCUUGCGUCGCAUGCAUGCAGCCGUCACGAACAUCAACAAUCCUGAGAGGCUGUUGUUCCCUGGCUCUCUACAUCUGAGGCAGAAGCACAACCAGCGGGUUACCCAACAACAGGUGGAGGAGAUCGUGCCGAUUAAUCGCUUAAUUGGGGAAGAUCCUGAACAGCUACAGACAGUCGCUGCGAUCGUCAAUUUACCUCCCGGUAGUGUUCCUUUCGUUGUUUUUGGUCCACCAGGUACCGGUAAAACCGUCACCCUUGUCGAAGCUAUCCGUCAAAUCCUAAUCCGUGACCCCGACUCCCGCAUUGUCGCUUGUGCACCAAGCAACUCUGCUGCAGACUUGCUUGCGAAUAAGCUUUCGGAUCUCGGAACCUCUCAAGUCUUCCGGCUCAACUCUUUAUCGCGGCCGUUCAAGGAUCUUCCGGACACCCUAAAGAAGUUCAGUUUGACAAAUGAUAAUGAGGUUUUUGCUAUGCCAUCCGGAGCUGAUUUUAUCAAAAAAUUCCGUGUCAUUGUUGCCACUUGCCUCAGUGCGGGUGUACCGGCAUCCUUGGGGGUUGAGCGUGGAUUCUUCUCGCAUAUCUUCGUUGACGAAUGUGGACAGGCGACUGAACCUGCUGUUAUGGUUCCCUUGAAGAGUUUGGUAGGGGAAGACACGAAUGUGAUUGUGGCUGGUGAUAAUAAACAGCUGGGGCCUAUUGUGCAUUCUGCGUUGGCGGCCAAGUUUGGGUUGAAGACGAGUUAUUUAGCGAGGAUUAUGGAGAGGGAUAUCUAUGAUUUGGGAGAGGAUGGAGGGGGGGGAGUAGGAGGAGAAGGAGGGGGGAAAGGUGUUACUAUCAUCAAACUUGUCCGCAAUUUCCGUUCUCAUCCUGCUAUAUUGAAUUUCUCCAACGAACAUUUUUACAACCGCGAGCUGCAGUACUUGGGGAAUCCUGUUCAGACGCAUAGCUUGGAGAAUGUGGAUGAGCUUCCGACGAAACGCUUCCCGGUUAUUUUCCAUGGCAUUGUGGGGAAGGAUAUGAGGGAAGAUGAAUCGCCGUCCUAUUUCAACAUCGAAGAGGCGCUUUUGGUGAGGAAGUAUGUUAUGAACUUGGUUGGGAAUAGAAAGAAUAAGAUUAAACCGGGAGACAUCGGGGUCAUUACACCGUAUCAUGCACAGAGAAUCAAGAUACUGAAUCUAUUUCAUCGCGAUCCGAAGUUGCGCGAUAUUAAAGUUGGGAGUGUGGAAGAGUUCCAAGGACAGGAACGACGCGUCAUCAUCAUCUCGACGGUUCGAAGCAACACGAAUUUCAUUGCGACUGAUAUCCGUCGGACAUUGGGUUUCGUUGCGAACCCUCAUCGGUUCAACGUGGCAAUCACACGCGCACAAGCCCUUCUCAUAGUUAUUGGGAAUCCCCUCGUGCUCGGGUUAGAUCCUCUCUGGCGUGCUUUCAUGAAUUACGUUCAUACCAAUGGCGGUUGGUGUGGUGCACCUCCUAGCUGGAAUACCUAUGAACCUGUGGAUACUGCUGAAUCCAGUUACAGUUACGGAGAGGUGGAGAACCAGUUCGUUGCAGCUGCUAGAAGGGCGGCUAUUGGCGAAGCUGAAGAAGAACUUGCGAGGUUGAAAGCGUUGAUUGCGAGGAAUAACGAUGAGAUUCUUGGGAUUGAGAGUGGUUUGGAUGAGUUGGAUCUGGAUGAUGAUUUUGCUGGUGAUGAUAGUGAUGGUGAUGACGAUGAGAUCGUCGGAAGGUUUGGAUUUGGGGAGGGAAAGGUGUUUAGGGAGGAGGACUGAAGGAUCUGUUAGGAGUUGGAUCUUUUUUUUUGGCUUUCUUGAUGUGUGUGCUUGAGAUCUAUUUGAUUAAUUGGUUGCUGAAAAUCUAUCAAUACGAUUGCGAUGUUUUUGUGUAGUUGAUUAGGAGAGAGGUCGUCUAGAACCUACAUAAGUGUUGAAAUUGACCCGGUC